UAGGUUAGGUUAGGUUCCUUUUUUGUAAUUAUGACGUCACUUUCAUCACACCAUUCGUAUCGUUUUCUUUUUCCCCACCCAAAACCCCUGUUCCUAAAAUUUCCCCUGAAAUGGCAGCAAUCCACAUAUGGCAGCGCUACAACGCCCACGUUUUUCAUUUGUCGCGUGUUAAUGCCGCCGGGUGGUAUUGUAGUGAAAUGGGUUGGUGAUUUGGUGUUUUUUUCCACGUUUCCAGUACAUAUAUCGAUAUUUAGGGAAAUGAAACAACUCAGAAUGGCACCAAAUUACAAGAGGAAAUCAGAGGAAGGAGGGUCAGGGGAACGCCAGUCAAAGAAGGCCGCGACUGAGUCGGCGAAGGAGGCGUUUGUGAGUGACGCAAAGGACUCUACGGGAACCGCUUGGAAUUUUAAAAUAGCGUCUUGGAAUGUGGCUGGCUUGCGAGCCUGCGCGAAGAAAGAUGGGUUCAAAUAUAUCGUCAAGGAGGAUCCCGACAUUAUGUGCCUCCAAGAAACUAAAUGUACUAAAGCCAAGCUACCCAUCGAAGCAGAGCUCAAGGACUAUCACCCUUACUGGCUAUCAGGAAAAGACGAAGGAUACUGCGGUGUGGGUCUGUAUAGCAAGAAGAAGCCGCUCAAUGUCACAUACGGAAUCGGAGACAAAACACAGGACGAGGAAGCCAGACUGAUCACCGCGGAAUAUGACAACUUCUAUCUCGUAACAUCAUACGUUCCAAACUCCGGGAGAAAACUGGUGACCCUCCCCAAACGGAUGGCAUGGGACAAGCUUCUAAAAGAGCAUCUCCAGAAGCUGGAUGAAAAGAAGCCUGUUAUCUACUGCGGGGAUCUCAACGUCUCCCACAAAGAAAUCGACUUGAAGAACCCAGCGACCAACAAGAAGAACGCUGGUUUUACGCAGGAGGAGCGCGACGGCUUCACGGACCUUCUUACUGCUGGCCAGGAUGGUCUGGUCGACACAUUCCGACACUUCUACCCGGACAAAAAGGAUGCAUACACCUUCUGGACAUUCAUGGGAAACGCUAGGGCGAAAGACGUUGGAUGGCGUCUGGACUACUUUGUCGUCUCGAAGCGCCUGAUGCCUCGAGUGUGCGACUCUCUGAUACGGAAGGAGGUGAUGGGCAGUGACCACUGCCCGAUCGUGCUGCUCAUGAACACUGAGGGCAUGUGAACCGACCGGGGCCGACAGGCCUGGCGUCUGGCAAAUGUGCAUCAGCUGCCGGCACGCACAGCUUGCGGAGGUUGGCUGAUGCGCGAGCUGAACAGCGAAUUUCGCUACGUCUGUCACGCCGCCAUCAUUGAUGGCUCCAUUCCGACUUCAGUUAAUUAAGCGAAAGUGAUACUCCUCUGUUGUGCUUUGAAAUCGUAGUGAUAUUUUGCGAAGCCUUGUGUCAUGCAAAGUGUUAGCUGUGAGGUGCGGAGUGCGGGCGUAACGUUGGUACCUGGUUUUGAAUAUGCUGUUUUUUUAUUGCCAGUGUGAGUUUCAUGUCAAGUGUAGUGGUCGCUUGUGCCAUAGAACGGAAAGCUGGCUAGAUGCAAGGUAGCAUAGGGACGUCUCUCUAAGCGCUGCCGGCUGCCGCCACGACACACUUUGUGCUGUUUUACUACCUACAAUACCCAAUAGAUCUUACUCUCCUCGUACAGGUAGACAAAACAUUCAGCAGUUACGUUUGGCCAACUCUUUACAGACUCCGCCUGCGGGCAUCCGGAUGAGCUCCUGGAUAAGUGGCAGAAACUGGUUCCGGUAAGCAAAUGCCGCAAAUAUCUUACGAGAUGAUGGUACGUAGACGAACACGAACGAGACGAAUAGUUGCUACGCGUGUUCAUAAGACAAUUAAUCACUGCAUGUCAAGCAAGGAAGAGGGACACCGGGCGCAUCAGGGGCAUCAUAGCUGGCGUGCAGUAAGUCACAUUCAACGAACAGCGCAAAUGGUUAUUGCAGCUCUGUGUAGCUUAGCCACAGCAUCGCUGAGGUCUGCGUGACGCUGCCAUUUGGUCCAGUUCGUGAUUGCAACGGUCGCCAAGUUAUUCGGAUACUGGGACUGGAUGGAGGCGGUUCACAGCUCUAUCGUCUCUCCUACCGACCCCAUCAGCUCCACGCACUCCCCAGGGUGACGUCCCCAUCGUCUCGUCGUCUUGCUUCAAUCAUCGGAGUCAGUUAUGCAAGACGCCGUGCCAUUACGAGACAUGAUUUGGAGGUGAGUGACGGCGAAAAGUAAGAUGUUAUGCGAUGCUUCUUUUAUGUUUUGGCUAAUUCUAGUAUCAAUGACGCUUUGCACACUCACUGUUUUUACUCGUCUGCAUUGUUAGCGCGUUCUGAUCUCUCACCGUGCCUCUGCACGUCACAGGUCGUGUGUUGGACAGUUUACCUGCGUUUGCGUGUGGUCGGUUGCUCGGUGGUGGUGCGCCGCCCGCCCCGGGGACCGGGUGCGCCCGCCCGGGGGCCGUCAGACAGGGACCGACUGUCGGCCCGAGCGGCGCGCCCCACACCGGCCGACGGACGGAGAGAGAUGCAGGGGGCGCCGGGGCCGCUGCUGCUGCCGCUGCUCGUCCUGCUGCUCGCGCUGCUGGUGGCAGGUGUGCGCGGUAAGAAGUGCGGCACCACCGACCUGCGCUGCAGCCAGAUCUGUUCGGGCACCGGCAACGCGGCCACCUGCUCCUGCCUGCCCGGCUGGCGGCUCGAGGACGACAAACAAAAGUGCACCGUCGCGACCACUGCGCUCUGCUAUGAAGUGCGCUCCGACUUUUUCGUCCAGCACCCGGCCGAGGCAAGUCGCAACCAGUCCGAGCUCUCCUGUCAGGAGUUCUGCAGCAAGAGGAAGGCACACUACAGCGCCCUUGGACGGAUGGGCUGUCGUUGCCUUGAGUUUUUCGAGGUGGUCGGCUCGCUGGGCGCGCUGACCUAUCAGCCGGCUAUGUGCGACGGCACCCACCCGAUCGCCUGGUCCGUCAAAUACCUGGCCGACCCGGCGGUGGCCGAGCACUUCAACAGUCCCGACCGCCGCCUGCCGGCCGACCUCUACAGCAUCACGCACGAUCUGGACAGCCUGCGCGGCGACUCGACCAUGGGCCGCCGGCGCGAGAUGAUGCAGCACGGCCUGAGCCACCACCACGGUCACACGGGCGCCGGCGGCCGCACCGCCGGCCGGCCGCCGGUCGCCGCCCUCCUGGCCGCCACGCUGGGCACCCUGGCACUGACCGCCGUCCGGCUUUGAGACGCCCGACCGCGCAGCAGGGUUCUGACGGGAUCCCGGCAACCCACCACCCGGGCAGAGUACGGGCGGGUCCAGCCUCCCGCCGGCCGCUGGCUGCUGACUGGGUCUGAUAGGAUUGGCCAGUUUGUGUGGCCGGGGAUCUCCCCCAGUCGCUGUCCUCUUUUCCCCACUUCCGAUGCUGUCGCCGCCGGCGCUGGAUGGUGAACACGAGCUGGUGGCUUCUUUCUGUCCACCGGUGUGCGGAGCUUACUAUCGAUGUCGCUAAAAAUGUCGAAAACAGUUGCUAUUACGGUGUUGCGGGGAUUGUGCAAGUGUUUUCACUUUUCUCCUUCCUUUCAACAUCGUUGCUUUGUAUUACAACAAGCUCAAUGACGGCUUAUGGGACCAUUUUACUCGCUUCGCAUAAUUCUGUCCACUACUCCCCAAAUUGCUGUGUUUCAAAGACAUUGAUGUUCCCCAAGAUGCACCUUGAUGUUAUAUUGAUCGCAUACGGCAUAUCCAGUCCUUACAACAUCGGUCUUUAAUAGUGUAUUAUUUGAAACGAACCCUUGCUCCUAUACAAGUUUGUUUGAGCUCCCUUCCCCAGUUCCCCUUACCCGCCGCUCUUCCAAUUUUUACCGCUCUCCCGGCCGAAUCAGCCCAAUGUUGUGUUGUUUUGACCGUGUGACUUUCAGAGAAGAAGCUACUCGUACAUACCGAUAUAUGUAGGUAUAGGCUUUAGGGUAGCACUAGCAGUUGGAGCCUGGAGGCGAGUCAGUCUUGCGAACACACAGCCAGACUGCAUCUAUUUUAUGUCUUCUAGCUGCCAUAGAUUACUGUAUGUACCGUUUAUUUAUCAUAUAUACAUCCGCAUAAUUGUCGUAGUACCUAUUUCAGCAAUUGUAUGCAGCUAAUAAAAAGGAUAUACGGUCGAUACGGUCAUUGUUACUCGUGCCCGCUGAAGAAUAUUUAUGGUGAAAUCGAAUAGGUAUAUUUGAAUGGUCGAUGUAAUAAGCGUUUCAAUGUAACGUGAUAAAUGUUGAUACACGUACGCAUUGUCAUUCAUUAAUUUUCUAAAAGUUUUGUGUUUGGCACCAUUGCAGAGAAUUUGAUGUGCUCAACCGAAUUCUGUUAUUUUUAUUUGUCCUAUCAUUGGAGCUUAUAAAUACAGUCGAUGUCCUA
Messenger RNA from Amphibalanus amphitrite, 4390 nucleotides. Its product is annotated as DNA-(apurinic or apyrimidinic site) endonuclease-like. The record is from RefSeq and is a predicted model, not a curated record. Gene Ontology annotation, cellular component: nucleus. NCBI's taxonomy places the organism in Eukaryota, Metazoa, Arthropoda, Thecostraca, Balanomorpha, Balanidae. Gene Ontology annotation, molecular function: DNA-(apurinic or apyrimidinic site) endonuclease activity; double-stranded DNA 3'-5' DNA exonuclease activity; phosphoric diester hydrolase activity. The transcript is spliced from 11 exons. The coding region runs from base 2240 to 3229 and encodes 329 amino acids. Gene Ontology annotation, biological process: base-excision repair.